Messenger RNA from Scheffersomyces coipomensis, 915 nucleotides. RefSeq names its product bifunctional 4-hydroxy-4-methyl-2-oxoglutarate aldolase/oxaloacetate decarboxylase. Gene Ontology annotation, molecular function: 4-hydroxy-4-methyl-2-oxoglutarate aldolase activity; oxaloacetate decarboxylase activity. NCBI's taxonomy places the organism in Eukaryota, Fungi, Ascomycota, Pichiomycetes, Serinales, Debaryomycetaceae. The record is from RefSeq and is a predicted model, not a curated record. The transcript has a single exon. Bases 47 to 769 code for a protein of 240 amino acids.
UCGCUUUAACUAUUUUUAAUUAACUGUUCUUCUAUAGGACGACAACAUGUCAAAGUUAACUACUGCUAAAGAAGUAUCCACUUUCCUUUCUAAAUUCACUCCAUGUGAUGCUUCAGAUGCGUUAAAUAAAAUCGGUAUCAAACAUGGUGGAUUCAUACCUAAUUUAAUUCAAAGAUCUGCUAUUUCAUCAACAUCAGUAGGUAAAGCAUAUACGGUCUUAUAUGCUCCUAAAUCAGAUCCCAGACCUGAGAUUAAAACAUCAUAUAUCGAUCAAGUCCCAGAAGGUAGUUUUGUGGUGAUUGGAGUACCAUUAACUUGUCAAUCGAUUGAAGCUCCUUAUAAUAAAAUCAAUAAUGCCUUAUAUGGAGGAUUAAUGUCGACUCGAGCCCAAUAUUUAAAAGCUAAUGGUACGGUUGUAUUGGGUAGAAUCAGAGAUUUGGAUGAACAUCAAGAUUUACAAUAUCCUGUUUGGUCAUAUGGAGUUGGUACGAGUGCUCCAGGUCCCUUAGUUAAAUUAGUAGGGAUAAAUGUUCCAAUUGAUGUGAAAGUUAAUAGUAUUAAUGAACCGUUUGAAGUUAUAACUAUUAAUCCAGGUGAUUAUAUCAUUGGAGAUAAGAAUGGAAUUGUGAAAUUAGAUGAUGAUGAUAAGUUAGCUGAAGUGUUAGAAUAUAUUCCAAAGAGAGUUGAAGCUGAUACUAAUGUGAGUAAUGAUAUUAAGAAAGGCAAACCUGCCAAAGAAUCUCAAAAUUUUUGGAGAGGUAAGAUUUAGCUGACAUGGAGUAUCCCUUACAUAUCAUCCAUUACGUUCCUACUUUAGACACACCUCUGUAGAUGAUUUUGUAGAUGAUUAUUUAUUAUAUAUAUAUGUUAAAAUUACUGAUUAACUAUGGCUUAUAUAUUGCGGUGUGGAUCUCA